AUGGAGAAACCAGAAGGAUAUCCACAAGUAGACGAUAUUGCAACAAGUACGGAGCCAUCAAGCUCAAGAACUUCAUUCUUCGGCACCAAGAAUGAUAUGUCACAACUUGAGAGCGGCCUACUCCGGAGAAGUGUUAGUGACAUAGGUGAAACUUACUACAGAUUCCAGUCAAAAAUUGGCAAGUCAGUUGAUCCAAGGUUGCUAGCGCUGGUGGAAUUCUUUAGAGAACUUUAUUUUCGAAGAUUUGAACUGUUCAAGAAAAUAUUUCCCGGGGUUCAGGACAAGUUAAUUAUUGAGGUGCCAAAGAAAUUGGGUAUGGUAUUAGCUCAAAUGAAGUCGGAUCAAACCAAAGCAGUUUGGACAAUGCAACGGAGUCUAAGUAUUGGUUCACCGCGUGAUUUCAAAGGAAGAGAAUCCAAAAUGAGGCUUGAGAGAUUCAAGGUAAGGACCAUUGAUGUAGAUGACGGCGUUGAUCAAACUGCUAAACCCAGUGGUUCGAAAUAG
Messenger RNA from Malus domestica (apple), 504 nucleotides. RefSeq lists its product as uncharacterized. The record is from RefSeq and is a predicted model, not a curated record. NCBI's taxonomy places the organism in Eukaryota, Viridiplantae, Streptophyta, Magnoliopsida, Rosales, Rosaceae.